AUGGUUAAGGCCAAGACUUGGAUUCUAAAGAAAUACUUUGAGGGUUUUCCUAAGGAGAGUAACUUUGAGCUAAGAGAGGUGGACCUACCUGAACCAAAAGAUGGAGAGGUCCUGGUAGAGGCAUUGUACAUUAGUCUGGACCCAUAUCAGAGGGGUUUCACUGAAAGGUUUAUCAAAGAAGGAGACGUCCAGUAUGGAGGUCAAGUGGCCAAGGUGAUCCAGAGUAAAAACAAGGCUUUCCCUGUUGGGUGCAAUGUAUUUGUACACAGUGGAUGGAGGACUCACACUUUGUCUGAUGGAUCAGACCUCACCAAAAUCCCAAGCAACUGGCCAAAAGAUCUUCCCCUGUCCCUGGCUCUGGGAGCCAUCGGAAUGCCAGGGUUGACCGCUCUGUACGGUUUAGAGGAGGUUCUCCAAAUCAAACCCAGUGAAACUGUUCUCGUCAAUGCAGCGGCCGGAGCGGUUGGAGCAGUGGUCGGUCAGAUCUGUAAAAUCAAAGGCUGUAAGGUGGUUGGGUCAGCUGGGAGUGAUGCUAAGGUGGCCUACCUGAAAGAGCUGGGCUUUGACGAGGCCUUUAACUACAAAACCGUCUCAUCACUGGAGGAGGCCCUCAAAGCCGCCUCUCCUGAUGGAUACGACUGCUACUUUGAGAAUGUGGCUGGUCCCUUCUUUACUGCUGCUCUCUCUCAGAUGAAGAAAGAGGGACGUAUUGCUGUGUGUGGAGCCAUUGCUGUGUACAACGACACCACCCCUCAGACAUGUCCUUACCCACAUAAAACUAUGCUGGUUAAUCACAUAAAAAUGGAGGGCUUUAGCGUGUGGAAAUGGAAGCACAAAGAUGAAGAGUCUCUCCAGAGACUGCUGACCUGGAUGAAAGAGGGAAAACUGAAGGCCAAAGAAGUGGUAACUGUCGGGUUUGAGAACACUCCUGCAGCCUUCCUCAGAAUGCUGAGAGGAAAUGACAUUGGCAAACACAUUGUUAAAGUGUGA
Messenger RNA from Chanos chanos (milkfish), 990 nucleotides. RefSeq names its product prostaglandin reductase 1-like. The transcript is spliced from 8 exons. Bases 1 to 990 code for a protein of 329 amino acids. NCBI's taxonomy places the organism in Eukaryota, Metazoa, Chordata, Actinopteri, Gonorynchiformes, Chanidae. Gene Ontology annotation, biological process: prostaglandin metabolic process. Gene Ontology annotation, cellular component: cytoplasm. Gene Ontology annotation, molecular function: 2-alkenal reductase [NAD(P)H] activity; 15-oxoprostaglandin 13-reductase [NAD(P)+] activity. The record is from RefSeq and is a predicted model, not a curated record.